Molecule: messenger RNA, 672 nt
Organism: Chanos chanos (milkfish)
Lineage: Eukaryota; Metazoa; Chordata; Actinopteri; Gonorynchiformes; Chanidae
Gene: fgfbp1a
Product: fibroblast growth factor binding protein 1a
Exons: 1
Coding region: 1-672 (223 amino acids)
Biological process (GO): cell-cell signaling
Molecular function (GO): growth factor binding
Source: RefSeq, a predicted model, not a curated record
AUGAUGUGCAUUAAAAAUGUCGUGGUGGUACUGAUUGUCGCUUGCAUAGCACAGCAGCUUUGGGAGGUCAACUGCCAGGAGGGCAAAGGCCGAAAGGGACGUAACAACGGAAAGGAGAAAGGUCGCGGACGAAAGGAUAAUUCGUCUCCUAAACCAUCGGCACCCUCAUCUGUUCGCAGUGACAGCGGACCGAAGACUUCUAGUGGGAAAGGUGUUUUCAAAGGUAGAUUUUCCAAAGAUAAAGCACAAUGCACCUGGGUAGCCACGGGUGAAGACGUUUUUGUACUCGGUGUCAACUGCAAAAAGGAGACGGAGAGUUUCGACUGUGAGUACGUAGCGAAACCCAACGCAUGCCCCCAGUACGCCUCCAAAUCUAAAACUUACUGGAAACAGAUUGCCCGCUCUCUGAAGAAACAGAAGAGACUGUGCCAUGACGCGACUUCGUUGGUUAGAGCCGGUAUGUGCAGAAAAGCCCCCAACGAUGCACACUUCAAACUUAACGUUGCCCCGUCCGCACAGGUCGCGAACCCGCAGUCCCAGUCAACUCAGUCGAGCAGCAAACUUUGUCCUGAGCGGGUUGAUAGACAGAGAUUGGCUGCGGAGUAUUGUAGUAGCUCAUGGUCAUCGCUUUGCACCUUCUUCUUCUCAAUGAUAGAGAAUGAGGAUUGUUAA